Strigops habroptila (Kakapo) is the source of this 798-nucleotide messenger RNA. RefSeq names its product PDZ domain containing 9 (gene PDZD9). The transcript is spliced from 7 exons. The coding region runs from base 57 to 770 and encodes 237 amino acids. NCBI's taxonomy places the organism in Eukaryota, Metazoa, Chordata, Aves, Psittaciformes, Psittacidae. The record is from RefSeq and is a predicted model, not a curated record. Gene Ontology annotation, molecular function: protein binding.
GCCGUCCUUCUCAGUGCACUCCGGGAGGGUCUGCCCCCCGCCAAGGGAAACCGAGCAUGGGCAACUUGAGCAGCAUCACACUGCAGAAGCCAAGCAGGCAAUUAUCUGAACUGUUUAUGCCACCAUGGAGCAGUAGCAUAUUUCCAAAAGGCUCACCUCGGACACUCCGGCGCUAUUUUGGCUUCACACGAAAAGGUAUUCCUCAGGACUUGAUGGAACGUACCCAGUCUUUAGAAGAGCCUGGGGAUGAAACUAUGAGGCAGAUGCCAUCACUGGAGAGCCUCUUUCAGUACACACUGGUUGCAGUACUGAAGGCAACUAUUAAGAUGAGUAAACAAGGAUUAGGUCUCAUAGUCAUACAGAAUGGGCCCUAUCUCCAGAUAACAAGCAUUGUUGAGAAAAGCUCUGCAGCUAACAAUGGAAAGCUAAAACCAGUUCUUUCUUCUUGCACCUUCCAGAGAGAAUUAGGAUUCCAAGCACUAGGAAGAAAGAUCUACUUGUUUGGUGAAAUAAAAAACAGGGAUGUUCUAAUAAAAAUUGGUUAUGCCACCGUUUUGGGCUGGACCCUGCGACAGCUUAGGCAACUCCUGCACAAUAUUCCUAUAGGAACGACUCUACAAAUCAGAGUUUACAGAGAUUUUGUUGAAGUACCUCAAGACUGGCAAAGUGCAGUUGAAUUAAUUCCUGAAGUAAAGCUGCCUGUGGUGUCAGUAGACACAGACUAUGAUGAUGACAUUGGGUCCAGUACUGAUGAUGAUGUAGGCUUGUAAAUUCUUCAGUGUAAAUCUCCCUCAUCAU